AUGUUUUCGGUCGCAAUGAUACCAGACCGCCUCAUGUCGGCUGCCAAAGUCAUCGGAACCGUCUGGGCAGCACACCAAGCAUACAAGCUCGCAUCCUUCAUACAUCUGCACUUCCUUCAUCGAAGCACGUUGCAGCGCUAUCUGCACACAAAGCCCAAUGCAGCCGAACAUGAAGCAGCCUGGGCGCUGGUGACCGGCGCCACCGAUGGCAUCGGGCGAAGCUUCGCAGAAGAACUCUGUGCCACAGGCUUCAACAUCAUCCUCCACGGCCGCAAUCCCUCCAAACUCGAAGCAGAACGCGAAAAACUCCUCUCCCAAUGGCCCCAACGAUCCAUCCGCACCUUAUGCAUCGACGCCUCCUCCCCCAACUCGCAAGACCUUCUCUCCCAAGCCGCCUCCGAACUCACCUCGCUCAACCUCCGCAUCCUCAUCAACAACGUCGGCGGAACAGCCGGAAAACCGGCCUUCUACCCCCUGCAUGAACGCAACCCCUCCGACUCGCAAAUGUUCAUCAAUAUCAACCUCCGCUUCCCGACAGAAAUCACUCGGAUCCUCCUGCCCCAGUUACGCAACCACACGCCCGCCCUCAUCAUCAACGUCUCCUCCGCCUCGGCCGAUUUCGGCCUUCCAUACCUCUCCAUCUACUCGGGCGCCAAAGCAUACAAUCAAUCCUGGUCGCGCUGUCUAGCCUCUGAAAUGCGAGCCGAGGGCGUCGAUGUGGAAGUGAUUGCCUUAGUGGUGAGUGCCGUGGCGACAGAUAAUUAUGUGAAACCGCAAGGCGUAUUUGUCCCCGAUGCGAAGAAAUUUGCAAAGGUGGCGUUGGGGGCUGUGGGAUGUGGGAAAAGUGUGGUGUAUCCGUAUUGGGGCCAUCGGGUGCAGAGUUAUUUGUUUGAGUUGAUGCCGAUUUGGGUGGCGGAGAGGAUUGUGGUGAGUGUGGGGAGAAGGGAAAUGGCUGAGGAGGCGAUGCUGAGUGAGAAGACGCGGUGAUGCUGUUGGGUGUUUUGUCUGUCCUCUCCCAUCAUGUAUGAUAAUGAUAAUUACAUGUAUUUGAGGUGGCAUUUGCGACGGACAUGUCACUACCUCUGAGCUGUGCCGGCUGCACGUAAGGAUUUUAGGUAGAAUUGAAGAUUACCUACAGUAAUGAUUAUUGUG
Molecule: messenger RNA, 1152 nt
Organism: Sphaerulina musiva SO2202
Lineage: Eukaryota; Fungi; Ascomycota; Dothideomycetes; Mycosphaerellales; Mycosphaerellaceae
Product: NAD(P)-binding protein
Exons: 1
Coding region: 1-987 (328 amino acids)
Cellular component (GO): endoplasmic reticulum
Molecular function (GO): oxidoreductase activity
Source: RefSeq, a predicted model, not a curated record